This is a messenger RNA of Blastocystis hominis, 927 nucleotides long. RefSeq lists its product as hypothetical. The coding region runs from base 1 to 654 and encodes 217 amino acids. The transcript has 4 exons. The record is from RefSeq and is a predicted model, not a curated record. NCBI's taxonomy places the organism in Eukaryota, Bigyra, Opalinata, Blastocystidae.
AUGGACUCGGUGAUCUGCGAGGACGCCUUCUUGUCCACGCAGCUCUCCGUGUUCCGUCGGUUCAUUCGCCCCACCGACGUGUGUCUGCAGUUCGGACGCGAGGCCACGCUGGGCUCGCUGCUGCAGUUCUGCCGCGAGCUGGUGGUGGUGGUGUGGAAGGGAACGCACGUGCAGAAGCUGCGACGCCAUUUUGAGGGGAAUCCGCGCGUGCGGAUUGUGUAUAGUCCGGGGUUUGAAAACCCGAAGCCGAUUCAUUCGUCGAUGUUUUAUCGACGGUAUAUUGAUUCGGUGAAGACGAAUGGAUUGAAGUAUGAUGUGGUGAUCAUCACGAGCGUGGUGAAGCCGCAGAUCGCCUAUGCCAUAUCCGAAAAGCGUCAAAUGAAUUUAUUCAUUCAUUCAUUCAUUCAUUCAUUCAUUCAUUCAUUCAUUCAUUCAUUCAUUCAUUCAUUCAUUCAUUCAUUCAUCAAUUCAUCAAUGAAUCACUUUGUGUAUUUAUUGAUCAUUUCGUUAUUCAUUCAACCAUAUAAUGAUCACUUUUUGAAUCAUUUAAACAUUUUAAAAAUGAAUCAAUUGACCCUUCAUUAUUUCAUUCACUCACUUCAUUCUAUUGAUUCUCAAUCCAUGAAUCAUCUUCCAAACCCCUUCUAUGAAUGAAUGAAUGAUUGAAUGAUUGCAUGGAUGGAUGGAUCGAAUUCAAUCGAUUGUUUUCUUAACUGCAGGUUCGUGAGAACCUUCCUCUAGGCGGCUACGUGAUCGUUCUGGACACAGCAAAGCCCGAAAAGCACUACUACAGCGAGAUCUCCAAGUUCUACACUCUGGUCGAAGACGUCCCCACUUCCCCCAUCGUCGGCCAGGAAUUUUCCGGGAUGCAAGUCUUCCAAAAGCAGAGCGAGACCUGCAACUACGCUUCCUUUCCGCCCUGGUGGU